Messenger RNA from Microthlaspi erraticum, 528 nucleotides. Lineage: Eukaryota; Viridiplantae; Streptophyta; Magnoliopsida; Brassicales; Brassicaceae. The record is from the annotation of a GenBank genome assembly.
AUGGCGUAUGAGGAAGUCAACAAUGAGCUUAACCUUAAAGACACAGAGCUUCGUUUGGGAUUGCCUGGAACAGAAGAACAACAAAUAGAAGUUUCUUGCGUCCUAAGUAACAAACGGAAGUUUCAAAACAACGACGAGAACAGCCUGAAAGAAGAAUCUUCUCCUUCUCCUGCCAAAACACAAAUCGUUGGUUGGCCUCCAGUGAGAUCAAACCGGAAGAACAACAACAACAACAAAAACGUGACUUAUGUGAAAGUGAGUAUGGACGGAGCUCCAUAUCUUCGUAAGAUAGAUCUCAAGAUGUACAAAGACUAUCCUGAGCUUCUCAAGGCACUAGAGAGCAUGUUCAAGUUCACAAUUGGUGAAUACUCUGAGAGAGAAGGAUACAAAGGAUCUGGAUUUGUACCGACUUAUGAGGACAAAGAUGGAGACUGGAUGUUGGUUGGUGAUGUUCCAUGGGACAUGUUCUCUUCAUCUUGUCAAAAACUCAGAAUCAUGAAACGAUCCGAAGCUCCUCCUGCUUUAUGA